AGGGAGGGGAAGGAGAGAGGGAGAGGGAGGAGAGAAAAAGGAAGCUCUCCGAUAAGUUUCUGUGUAUAUUUCUCCAAAGUUAGACAAACUUUGACAAACCGAGGUAUGAUUGGACGCUUUGUGGGGAUCAACGUGCUGAAGAGAGACGUCUGAAGGGCAGGACGGACCGCGGUUUGUCAGCAGUUGUACACAACUCAUGACAACAUAAAAUAUUAACACUUUUAAGGCCUUGGGCCUCGAGUAACCACAGAGAGCCCGUGGACAGAGAAGAAGAGACACAAUGUCCUCCGACUUGGACUCUAGUCUCACUAGUAUUGACUGGCUGCCUCAGCUGGGAAUCAGCAGCCUCCGCUCUGGGAGGGAGAGAGGAGGAGGAGUGGAGAGGGACAAGAAGAAAGACAGGGGGAGGGAGAGAGGAGACUUCCUACCCUCAGUGCCGGACCCAUCCCCUUCUAACUGUAAAGGGAAACCCCCCCACAGCUACGCCACUCUCAUUGCCAUGGCGAUAGCGGCUGCACCUGAGAGGAAGUUGAGUUUAAAUGACAUCUACACCUGGAUCAGUGACACUUUCCCCUACUACAGCCGAGCAGGCCGCGGAUGGAAGAACUCCAUUCGGCACAAUCUGUCACUCAACAAAUGCUUCAGGAAAGUUCCUCGACCACAGAACGACCCUGGCAAGGGCUCGUAUUGGACGAUGGAUGGACCUUCAGAGGGGAAUCAAAUGAGAGCACCUAAACGUCCCUAUCCUGAGGAGGAAGAGGAAGAGGAGCGGGAGGAAGUCCCUCAUAUACCGGAGACACAAGUUGAGAGAAGGCCCUCCCCACAUCAACCUCAACCAGCAGCUCAUACAGACCUCACGCUUCUGAACCCAGAACCACUUGGAGCCAUCCAGCAGCAGUCCCCCCAGUCUGUGUCCCUGUCCCCUCCCCCAUGCAAGCAACCGUCACCCUACAUGCCACACUCCUUGUCCAGCCUCCCGGUCUCUCACCCAUCCGUCCCUCUGUCCGCCGGGCUCCCGUCUGUCGCUCCGCCCAUGUCAUCCAUCAACUCUUUCCCUCCUCCCCACCCGAGCGGCUCCACCUUCUCCAUCCCCGCUGCUUCUGUGCCCCCUCUGUCCGCUGCCAGCAUGUCCACCUCUUCCCCGGCUGCCCCACCUUACUCCGGUGCUGCAUUGACCUUUCCGGCCGGUCCAGGCCCUAUGUCUGUCCCUGCCUUCUCCUGCCCUCCCAACUCGACGCCGGCGCCCGUCUGCACCGUGUCAGGGCCACAUCACUCUUCCGUGUCAGCUGCCCCUUCAUCCGUUGCCGCCCCUCCUGCCGUUUCACUCAACACCUCGGCCGAUCUUCCAAUGCGUUUCACCUUCGACGAGCUCAACUUGCCAGACUUGUACGCCUCUUUCAAGUCCCUCUUCAAGACAAUGCGAGAGCGGGGAGGCUCACAGUCGGAUGUUGCUCCCCUUUUUGUCCCGAGUAAUGACACUACCCCUCUCCACACUCCAACUCUGCUACCAAUGUCUCCUCAUCCUUCUCCCGCGCUGUCUGUCCCACACGCGCCGCGUGCACCAUCUGCACUGUCUGCGCCACCUGCAACAGCUGCGCCAUCCGUACCAGCUGCACAUCCUCCCGACACGGAGCGGAUUUCACAGUACACGGUGCCACCUGACUGGCUCAGUAAUCCAGAUUCUCUGAAGGAGAGUUUCCGCAUUGCCAGCAAUCUAGACUGGGCAAACAUAGACCUCUCUGGUCACCCAGACCUGCUGGAGAGCAUGCGCCAGGCGGAGCUCUGCGACUGGGCCCUGGACCCGACGCUCUUCACCUCCCUCUGUGACUCUCUGAACCGCUUCUUCACUCAGAAAGGCAUGAUCACCUCUGGGAAUAACUCCCCGCUAGCCCUCGGCGCACCUCACCACCUACAAGUAUCAACAUUCGCCUCCAACCCACCCCCUACCCUCUCCAGCCUCACUCACCCCUCGCCCCUUCCCUACUCUCCCAUAGCUCCCCCCACCAACGGAGCGCAGCCGCCUCGGAGGGCUCUGCACAUGCAGGGACCGGGUCUCCACAGGCCACAGCUACCGCAGCCCGCCAACACAGCUGCUGGGAUUCAGCCUCAUUCAAUGACACCCCCACAGCGUCCCCCACUGAAGAGUCUACACAGCAACAGCGAGGAGAUCCAGGACGACUUUGACUGGGACUCUCUGCUCGUUUGACCCUCGCCAUUUGCACGGAGCAACAAUUACAAAAACGAGACAUGUGCGUGGCUGUUUGCUAAGUCUUUGCGGAGGCUGCCUCACGGUUGCAAAUGUUAAUUCUGGGAACAAGUUCGUCAGACGUGACUGAAUUAUAUACAAUAUAUUUCAAACUUAAAAUGACUUUCUCCACUGUUGCUCAAAUUCGUAUGCUGUAGUCGUUUGUUCAGCUUGUCUUAUGUAGGUAAAUGGCAGGCUGUCGGAUUGUAAACUUUAUAAACAUGUUCACCAAAGAAAAUAAAGUGUCUGUUUAUUAUUGUCACAUUAUUGCACGUUAGAAAAUAAAAAUGCAUAUACAGUAUGAGAGCAUUUACUUCAGAGGAAGCAUGAAAAAAACCUCAAACACAAAUCCUGUGUUUUUGUUUUAUUUCAUAAAUUUCUUUUGAUUUUUUUUCCAUUUUACUUUUCAAAUGUGAAUGUUCACAGUCAACACCACACAAAAUUCAACCUUACCCGAUAAAAGAUAUUUUUUUCUUGUUGAUAUAAAAUAACAAUAAAUUCAUCAAACUUAAUUAAAAAGAACAGCAUGGAGCAUGUUGUCAAGUCCCUGUUUUUUCUCCUUUCAUUCACUGAAAUAAUUGUCUUUUUUUUUGUUUGUUUAAGAAGCAUCAGUAGCUCUCCCUCUCCGUAGGAAAGAGGGAUGAAACACAAGGACAGUGUUGCUGUGGGACACCUGCAAGCCAGGAAUCCCGUAUGAAAUGUGUGAUCAGGAAGAAAAACGGCUUCUGAUUAAAAAGACGGUUGUGAAAUAAGAUCGGCAGAAAUGAAAUGUGACCCUUAUAAUACCUCAACUGAGAUCCCAACAUUACAUAUUAUUGAUACAAGAGACUGAUUUGCAAAACCAAAAAUAAUGGAUGUCGCGUCUUCCUUUCUGAGCCACUGAAAUGAGAUCGGACAUAGGGAAAAAUGGAGACAGAUACUACAACAUAUACACAGAAACAGGCAUUUGCACUAUUGCAUACUUGCAUACUCACAAAUGAGCAUUUGUGUUCUCAUUCACACACUGCUGCAAACACACAGAUUCAACAGACAUUUUUCCGUCAUCAGACCACAGGUGUCAGAGCUCUUUAGUUUUCUACAAUAAUCAGAAAGAAAGGAAAAAAAAAAAGAAAAAUAAGCAUUUGAUUUGAAAUGGCAUCAUCACGUGGUUUUCCUUGUUUAUUCGUCCCCGGAAACUGGGAAAAAAUAAAUUACAUUUAACAUUAAAUUAAAUUAAAAGUGAAAUUAUUGAGACAAUUUGACCACAUUGUGCCUGAAAUGUUAAUGCAGGUUUUUCAGUCCGUAUCUCUGUCUGGAGUCCAUUAAAAAUGAUCCUUCAUGCACUCGUUUCAUUUCAGUGAUUCAGCGUUUGUCUUCGUCCUGGAGGGUGAUCGAGGAAGAGGCCGGGACGACAGUUUGAUCUGCUCAGUUUGUUAGUGGCUAUGUCACCCCUCCCUCCAUCUCUCUCAGUGCAGUAAUAUUAGAACAGAGGGACACUACUGAAAUAUCCUGCUCUCACAGACUUACCUUCAUUUCAAGACAGGA
Molecule: messenger RNA, 3769 nt
Organism: Mugil cephalus (flathead mullet)
Lineage: Eukaryota; Metazoa; Chordata; Actinopteri; Mugiliformes; Mugilidae
Gene: foxj2
Product: forkhead box J2
Exons: 10
Coding region: 281-2206 (641 amino acids)
Biological process (GO): regulation of transcription by RNA polymerase II
Cellular component (GO): nucleus
Molecular function (GO): DNA-binding transcription factor activity, RNA polymerase II-specific; RNA polymerase II cis-regulatory region sequence-specific DNA binding
Source: RefSeq, a predicted model, not a curated record